AUGGCAGAAGCGAACCCCGCCACACGGGAGAAGUUGGACGCCCAGAUCAAGGCGGCUGACAUGAAUGAUGACCUGGCAAUGGAGAUCAUUGAAGUCGCCCAAGAGGCUAUGUCCAGGCUCACUAUUGAGAAGGACAUUGCGGAGCAUAUCAAGAAGACCUUUGACGAGCGAAAGGGACCCACGUGGCAUUGCAUCGUCGGCCGGAACUUUGGCAGCUUUGUCACUCAUGAGUCCAAACACUUUCUCUACUUCUACCUUGGCCACUGUGCUUUCCUCGUGUAUAAGACGCAGUAG
Molecule: messenger RNA, 294 nt
Organism: Pyricularia pennisetigena
Lineage: Eukaryota; Fungi; Ascomycota; Sordariomycetes; Magnaporthales; Pyriculariaceae
Exons: 7
Coding region: 1-294 (97 amino acids)
Biological process (GO): cilium assembly; microtubule-based process
Cellular component (GO): cytoplasmic dynein complex
Molecular function (GO): dynein intermediate chain binding; dynein light intermediate chain binding
Source: RefSeq, a predicted model, not a curated record